Cyphellophora europaea CBS 101466 is the source of this 1308-nucleotide messenger RNA. RefSeq names its product eukaryotic peptide chain release factor subunit 1. Gene Ontology annotation, molecular function: sequence-specific mRNA binding; translation release factor activity, codon specific. Bases 1 to 1308 code for a protein of 435 amino acids. Gene Ontology annotation, biological process: cytoplasmic translational termination. Gene Ontology annotation, cellular component: translation release factor complex; cytosol. The transcript has a single exon. The record is from RefSeq and is a predicted model, not a curated record. NCBI's taxonomy places the organism in Eukaryota, Fungi, Ascomycota, Eurotiomycetes, Chaetothyriales, Cyphellophoraceae.
AUGUCGAACCAGGAUGGGUCCUCCGAUGCCGACAAGAACAUUGAGAUGUGGAAGGUCAAGAAACUGAUCAAACGAUUAGAAUCUGCCCGGGGUAAUGGUACAUCCAUGAUCUCCCUGAUCAUCCCGCCCAAGUCACAGGUCGCACAGGCAUCAAAAAUGUUGGCUGAAGAAUAUGGUACCGCAUCCAAUAUCAAGUCCCGAGUCAACAGAUUGUCUGUCCUGUCGGCGAUUACAUCUACUCAGCAACGCCUGAAGCUGUACAACAAGGUUCCUCCGAACGGUCUCGUUGUCUACUGCGGCGAAAUCAUCACUUCGGAAGGAAAAGAGCGAAAGCUCAAUAUUGAUUUCGAGCCUUUCAAGCCCAUCAAUACCUCGCUAUACCUUUGCGACAACAAGUUUCACACCGAAGCACUGAGUGAGCUACUCGAGUCCGAUCAAAAGUUUGGCUUCAUCAUCAUGGAUGGCAAUGGUGCUCUAUUCGGUACGUUGUCCGGCAACACUCGUGAGAUCGUUCAUAAGUUCUCGGUCGAUCUCCCCAAAAAGCACGGUCGUGGUGGUCAAUCUGCCCUGCGUUUCGCUCGUCUCCGUGAAGAGAAGCGCCACAACUAUGUCCGCAAAGUAGCCGAACUGGCUGUCCAAAACUUCAUCACCAACGACAAGGUCAACGUUGCCGGUAUAAUCUUGGCCGGUAGUGCCGACUUCAAGAACGACCUCAACCAGUCCGAUAUGUUCGACAACCGUCUACAAGCCAAGGUCAUCAAGGUUGUGGAUGUUUCGUACGGUGGUGAGAACGGCUUCAACCAGGCCAUCGAUCUCGCCGCCGAGACUCUCAGCAACGUCAAGUUCAUUCAAGAGAAGAAGCUCAUCAGCCGUUAUUUCGAAGAGAUCAGCCAGGAUUCCGGCCGCGUCUGCUACGGUGUCGAAGACACCCUCAAGGCCCUCGACCUCGGUGCUUGCGAGACUCUAAUCGUCUAUGAGGAUCUCGACGUUACCCGCUGGACUUUGAAAGACUCUCAGGGUGGCGAGAAGAUUCUGCACACAAACAAGCAACAAGAACUGGACCGGGCCCAGUUCAUGGAUACGGAGACUGCCCAGGAGAUGGAGGUCGUUGACCAAAUGCCUUUCCUGGAGUGGCUCGCAGAGAAGCAUCGCGACUUUGGCGCCACCCUGGAAUUCGUGUCUGACCGCUCCAGUGAAGGUAAUCAGUUCGUCAAGGGUUUUGGCGGUAUCGGCGCCAUUCUCCGCUACAAGGUCAACUUUGAGCAGCUGGCCGACUUCAGUGACGAAGACGAGUUCUACGACGAGUAA